UGGUGGGAGUUUGGGCUCUAAAAGGGAAACGAUAGAAACUGCGGUUGGGAGAGGAAGAAUGAAAGGUUCUGCUUUUAGUACCAUCAGUACAACUUAAUACUUCAGAGGUCAAAGCAGGAGACAGACAAAUCCAAGUGUGAACACUUGAGGUGAAGUGGAUUCUAAGAAGGCUCUGAGGUGGAUUGAUGUAAAGCGACUGAGAUCCUGGGCAACUGAGACACCGCAAAAAGAGAAGGAGGUAGAGGAGGACAAGAGAUGGCUGAAGCAGCAAAGAUUGAACUAUUUGUCAAGGCAAGCGACGAUGGUGAAAGUGUUGGUAACUGCCCGUUUUGUCAGCGGCUCUUCAUGAUACUCUGGCUGAAGGGGGUCAACUUCACUCUCACCACAGUGGACAUGAAGAGAGCUCCAGAGGUACUGAAGGACUUGGCUCCAGGUUCUCAGCCCCCUUUCCUCAUCUAUAAUGAAGAGGUCCGUACCGACACCAACAAAAUUGAAGAGUUUCUGGAAGAGACCCUUGCUCCCCCACAGUAUUCCAAGUUAUGCUGCCGCUAUAAGGAGUCGAACACGGCAGGAGAUGACAUCUUUCACAAAUUCUCAGCAUACAUCAAAAAUCCCAAUCCUGGGCUCAAUGACAUGCUGGAGAAGAAAUUUCUAAAGAGUUUGAUGAAGUUGGAUCAAUACCUGUUGACUCCUCUUCCUCAUGAACUGGACCAGAAUCCAGAUUCAUCCCAAUCCACAAGACAUUACCUGGAUGGAAAUGCGCUCUCUCUUGCUGACUGCAACCUGCUUCCAAAACUGCACAUUGUCAAGGUGGUGUGCAAGAAGUACCGUGGUUUUGAGAUCCCUGCAGAGCUAAAAGGCCUCACAAAGUACUUGGACAAAGCAUACAAGGAGGAUGUGUUCCACCUCACCUGCCCCAAAGACAAGGAGAUUCUGCAUGCCUACCAUUCAGUGGCCAAAUAUCUCAACAAGUAAAACUGGACUUCAAAGGAGGAGGAGGACAAAGAUUGCGUGGAAUUUAUUGUAAAGUUUUUUUUGUGUGUGUCUGUGUACCCCAAAACUGCCUUAUUAUAAAUGUUUUCUUAAUGGGAAUUUUGAUUAACCGAGUAUAUUAUGGGUGGAGGUUGUUUUCGUUCAUCAUUUAAAAACCACAAUUGUGAAUACCAGAUGCCUGCCUUGUUUGUUCCUGCCAUUUUUAGUAUUUAAAUGUGUGUCACUUUCGUCUGUGGUUUUGAUGGAUUAUUUUUGUUUGAAAGCCACUCAUUUAGAAACGUCUGUGAAUGUUGUUUUUAACGGCUGUGUGAAAUGAGACAUGCAAUCGGUCUGAAAUUCUACCCCUUGAGAAAAAAAGAAGACAAAGCACUAGACUAGACAACUCGUACAAUGAUGUUAUUGAUGUCAAAGGACACUCUUGAAACGUCCAGAAUGUAUAAAACGACUUGCAAACAAAUAAAAUUCUUAUGGAAGUAAAAUGCUCUAUUUUAUUGCAUUUGGUCAAGCUAAGAGAACUUAGAGAAACACAAAUGUACACUGAAUUGUCUCAACACUUUUCUUACAGUCAACAGCACAAAACAUGUCGGCUGUUACAGUACAUAAUAAGUACUUAAUAUUAUUAGGAAAGUUCCACAUGCAUGG
Sinocyclocheilus grahami is the source of this 1635-nucleotide messenger RNA. RefSeq names its product chloride intracellular channel protein 4-like. The transcript has 6 exons. The coding region runs from base 256 to 975 and encodes 239 amino acids. Lineage: Eukaryota; Metazoa; Chordata; Actinopteri; Cypriniformes; Cyprinidae. The record is from RefSeq and is a predicted model, not a curated record.